Molecule: messenger RNA, 844 nt
Organism: Panicum virgatum (switchgrass)
Lineage: Eukaryota; Viridiplantae; Streptophyta; Magnoliopsida; Poales; Poaceae
Exons: 2
Coding region: 25-585 (186 amino acids)
Source: RefSeq, a predicted model, not a curated record
CCGGAGCAGCUCGUCGAGAUUAACAUGGCGAAGGCGCUCGUGUCCACCAUCCGCCGCGGCGACGAGGACCCGCUCAGGAUGGGCAUCAACCCCAAGGCCGCGUCGGUGAUCCUCCUCAGCCAGGUCCUCGCCGAGGAGGGUGGCGGCGGCACGGACAGGGACAGGGACAGCUCCAUGGCGCCGGUGCCGAGGUCCGCGCUCCUGUCGGAGAGGUUCAUCCGGAGCGUGGCCGCGAGCCUGGGAGUUGAGCAGGUGCUGAACGAGAGGCUGGCCGCCAUGCGCAUCCUGCUCCGGUGCAUCUGGGAGGACGGCCACUGUCGGAGGAGCAUCGUCGAGAGGAAUAUGGCCUUAUUUGCAGGCCCGGCUGGAGUUGAGGCUCAUUUUGAGCCCUCAUUUCUUGCAGGCCGGCUUCUAAAAUCGAAUAUAGGGGUUUUAUUUUCCAAACCCGGCUGGAGAUACUAUAGGAAAGGGUAUAUACAACGUCCAUCGAUCCCGCGUCUCCCGUCCACCUCCGGCGCCGAAACGGCCACUAGAGGCAAGCAGGUGGCAACGGAAUCGACGCCGGAUUCUCAAUCGCCCUCCUGACGCCCUUUUUACUAUGGAAGGGAGGAAAGGUCGAGAAGGGGAAAGAAGCUCACAGACCUGCGUCGACCACCUAGAACACAAGUGGGAGAGGGGGAUUCUACUCCAUUGUCAGCGUGAUGGGGAGCUAUGCCUCUGGUGUGUGUUAAUGGCAAGACACCAAUUGUUAUAAUUUUGCCAAUUUUAAGAUCCACAGUUCAAUAUCUCGAAUGUGCUCAUAGGGUCUUAAGAUCCACUGUUCAAUAUAUCGAAUGUGCUCAUA